UAAUAAUACCUAAGCGUGAAUCCACUUUACAUUUAAUUUGCUCUCGUUUUGUGAAGUGAGAACCUCCAAUCUAGUGCACUCUUUCGAUAUGAUUCUAAAACUUAGUAUUCUAUCCAUCGCUUUGGUACUUUGUCUUCAAAGCGUAGAUGCAGGAAAUAAUGUCUUGUGUUACUAUGGCUCGUGGGGAGCAAGUCGUCCAGGUAAUGGAAGCAUCUAUGCCAGGGAUAUUCCAGCGAAAUUAUGUACGCAUAUCUUUUACGCCUUCCUGGGAUUGCAUGAGAAUGGAACAAUGAAAAUUGCAAACUAUACUCUGGACAUUGAGGAAGGCAAUCUCAGAGCCCUUAGCGACUUGAAAAAGAUCAAUCCCAAUUUGAAGACCAUUUUCAGCAUCGGCGGUGCCGCAGAUAACACUGGCGAUAUUGGAUUGAUCGCUGAUGAUCCAACCAAGUUGGAGAAUAUGGCUCAGAGCGCUAUCGACUUCUGUAAAGAAUACAACUACGAUGGAAUCGACGUAGACUGGGAAUAUCCGAAUAAAAAUGAAACAUUCAUCACCUUACUGAAACAUCUGAAGGAAAGGUUGGAACCUCACGGAUUACUAUUGACUGCCGCAGUCGACCAGCUUCCUUUCAAUGCGCCUUAUGACGUAGCCAACAUGACCAAAUACUUGGAUAUCAUAAAUGUGAUGUCGUACGACUUCCACAGUCCUUACUACCAAACUGGUCAGAACUCCCCUUUAUACUCAACCCCAUUGGAAGGAGAAUGGCAAAGGGAUAAUUUGAACGCGAAUUCCAGCAUGGUCCACUGGAUCGAGUAUGGAGCGCAGAGAGAAAAGGUGGUCAUGGGUUGUGGUUUUUACGGAAAAGCCAUGAUACUCGAAGACCCGAACAAUCACGGUUUGAUGGCACCUGUUAAGACUGCAAAUAAUCCCGGACCGUACACUGAUAAUAUUGGAACUCUAGGAUAUAAUGAGCUUUGUGAUUUCCACAUGAAAAAGGCUACUGUUGUCUGGGACGAUGAUCAAAAAGUUCCUUACUUAUAUGAAGGUGAUUUAUGGGUAGGAUACGAUGACGAAAGAUCUGUUGCAUUAAAGGCACAAUAUGUGAAAGAUAAUAACCUUUUCGGACUGAUGAUGUGGUCUGUAGAAACUGAUGAUGCUCACGGAAACUGCGGAAAUGGAAAAUGGCCCCUAUUGAAUUCAAUCAACAAAGUCAUGAAAAACGGUUCCUAACUAAACACUAUAUACCUAUGAUUUUACCGAUGUUAGUAAACAAACGAAAUUAAAAUUUGUUGAAUAAAUAACUGACUUUUGA
Coccinella septempunctata (seven-spotted ladybird) is the source of this 1310-nucleotide messenger RNA. Its product is annotated as acidic mammalian chitinase-like. Gene Ontology annotation, cellular component: extracellular region. Gene Ontology annotation, molecular function: chitin binding; chitinase activity. The coding region runs from base 89 to 1228 and encodes 379 amino acids. The record is from RefSeq and is a predicted model, not a curated record. Gene Ontology annotation, biological process: carbohydrate metabolic process; chitin catabolic process. The transcript has 7 exons. NCBI's taxonomy places the organism in Eukaryota, Metazoa, Arthropoda, Insecta, Coleoptera, Coccinellidae.